CCCCCCCUUCAUUUUUUUUCUUCUGGGCAAUGAACAGCGCAGUUGACCCCAGCUUAGCAGGAAGGUUGUAGAAAUCGUAGAAACGUAUUGAUUUCGAGCCCGCGUGCGGUCCAGUCAAAGCUCGGGGGCCGGGAUCGGUAAUAAUGGUCCCGGAGAUGCAAAAUUGAAGAACUCGGCGGCCUAGAAGGACUCAGCAAUGAUCAACAGUCAGUUAGCUCAGUUCCUGAAAACCUUCUUGACAGGACGUAAGAAGGCUGAACAAGGAUGUCUCGAAAGCCCAUCGCCGGCACGGUUGGCCGUCUUUGACAGGAAAGCAGCAAAGGGAUACUACAGCUUCGCCUGGCAUACCUCAUCAGGCGAAAAAUGCAUCUCUGGGACUGGAGCGAUCGCGCCGUGGCGGAUACCAAAGUUUGUGAAGCGCCAUCACACCGGCGUCGGUCUUUCUUGCCUGAGUAAAAUUUCGAUUUCAAACUCUGCCAGCGGUGCCGAGUGGAAGGUGGUGGUAUCCGCGGACGUCCGAAAGCUCAGUUGUAUCUGCCCGCGCCUCCGUGAGAUUUCCCUCGACGGCUUCAGCUUCGGUGCCGCACAUCGGAAGCGACGCGUCAAGCUGCGCGACUUCCCCAAGCACAUGAUCUCCCUCUCUUUGCGCAGCUGCGUUCUCGAUAUGAAGACGUUCUUCGCGGAGGGACUCGCCGAAAACUGCGAGUUGACUGCGCUUGAUCUAGGUCGCUGCUUCUUCCUCAACGAGGACAAGUCUAGCAGCAAGAGGCGAUUGGCUUGGCCAUUGCUUCCUUUGCUCGAGAGACUGUGCUUGGAAGGCUGCCCGUUCCUCAUCUCCGAAGCUCUUCUAAGCGACGUCCUGCUUGGAUGUCCGUCGCUGCAGGUGCUGGACUUGGAAGGUACGUCUCUGCGGAGUACAAUUGACGUCGCGCUCAUUGGACGAUGCCUGCCGAAGCUCAGAGAACUUUUCAUUGGAUGGACUGACGUGAACGACUCUUCAUUUCUAGCAUUGGAGCGAGGAUAUUUCGAGGAGCUUAUUACUUUGUGUCUCGUGGGAACUCACGUGACCAACUUGGGUGUGCUGGCGGUCUGCGGUGUUUGUCCGCGGCUGCGCACAAUCCGGGUGAAUAUGGGGCGCUGGGCUGUCAGGAAGCUUGAGAAAAUGGAUGUCUGCCGCUCCGUCAGCAUUGAGAUUGCUUGCUUCAGGAGUGACAAUGUGCACGCGUUUCUGCGCCACGAAGGGUGCGAACACUUUCGCGAGCACCUGUAAACAGUCUUGCCGGUACCACGUGAUGCAUGCACUUACUUGACGAACGCAGGAAUAUACAAACUGUAUGCACAUAUUCCAGUGGCGUGCUAACUGCUUCAACAAAGCAUGGAUCACUUUUUUUUUAUUAACGCAUGCUUACUUCAAAUCUAGUGCAACUGAGCUCAACAGACACGUGUGUUGUAGACUUGGCGCAGAAUUUGAGUUGUCUGUGUUUAUUUUUACACAGUGACAGGGACCCGAAUACCAAUAAGUUCUUAGUCUUUUUUAGCUGAUACGGGCUAGCUAUAUUAAUGUGCAGGAAUUCUGAAUUUAUAUAUUGUCCAAAAGGAUAAUUUGUGCUGCGAAAUGGAGCACAAUGCUUUGACAUGUUAUUUCAACGGUUACUUUACGUUAGAACAAGCGAGUGACGCGAACGGGUUUUCACUUUCGUUGUAGCUGAACUCAGUUCAUUCAACCGAAGAAAAAAAAAAGUUCUUAUGUGACCAGGUUUAUGCUAUACCGUGCUAACAGCGACGGUAGAAUAAACUGAAUAU
Molecule: messenger RNA, 1803 nt
Organism: Dermacentor silvarum
Lineage: Eukaryota; Metazoa; Arthropoda; Arachnida; Ixodida; Ixodidae
Exons: 2
Coding region: 197-1270 (357 amino acids)
Biological process (GO): SCF-dependent proteasomal ubiquitin-dependent protein catabolic process
Cellular component (GO): SCF ubiquitin ligase complex
Source: RefSeq, a predicted model, not a curated record